AUGGUGCAGCAGCGGUUUGGGAGUGAGAGUCGGAUGGCGGCGGCCGCGCCCAGGGACUCGGCUGAAGUAAACGCUCGUCCCCCGGGCACUUCCCGGCACCCCCCACCCAGACCCCGAAGGCCCGAGCGCGGGGCGCCUGUUCGCGGCCCUGCGGCCCAGGCCCGGGUGUCCCGGACAGGGAGUCGGAGAAAACCAGUCAGUUUCAUUGCAGACCUUCACCAGCAUGGGAAGCAAUGCAGUGGAGAGAAACUGUUGAAAUGGGUUUUGUUCGUGAAGAGUUGCAGGUCACAUGUGUCAGGGAAGUCCUUUACCUACGGGGAGGCUGACAAGAACUUCCUCGCCAGUUCAGGGGAGCAUCAGCACCAGGCCACUCAUAAUGGGCAGAAACCAGACAGUUGCACCAUGUGUGGGGAAGCUAUUCACAAAAGGUCUUAUGAGUGCAAGGAAUGUGGGAAAUCCUUCACCCGAAGGUUUAACCUCUUUCAGCAUCAGAAAGUCCACACUGGAGAAAGGCCCUAUAAAUGCAAUGAAUGUGGGAAAUUCUUCACCCACAUUUCCAGUUUCAUUCAACACCAGAGACUUCACACUGGGGCAAAGCCUUAUAAGUGCAGCAGAUGUGGGAAAUUCUUUGGCCAGAGCUCCAGCCUUAUUGUACAUAAGAGAGUUCAUACUGGAGAAAAGACUUAUGAGUGCAGUGAAUGUGGGAAAUCCUUUAGCCAAAGCUCCAGUCUCCUUAAACAUCAGAGAGUUCACACUGGAGUGAGGCCUUAUGAGUGUAGUGAAUGUGGAAAAUGUUUUGGUGACAUCUCCAGCCUCAUUAAACACCGUAGAGUUCACACUGGAGAGAAACCUUAUGAGUGCAGAGGAUGUGGGAAAUCUUUUAGCCAAAGUUCUGGCCUCAUUCAACACCAGAGCGUUCACACUGGAGAAAGACCUUAUGAGCAGUAUAUGUGCGGCAAAUGUGGGAAAGCCUUCAGUCAGUGGUCUGCUCUGAUUCAGCACCAGAAGGUUCACAGUGCAGAUCAGCUUUAUGAGUACAAUGAAUGUGGGAAAGCCUUUAGCCGAAGGUGUAACCUCAUCCGGCCUGAAAAAGUCCGCACUGGAGAGAGACCUCAUGAGUGCAGUGAAUGUGGGAAAGCCUUCAGCCGAAAGUCUCACCUCACUGGGCACCAGAAAGAUCACAAAGCAAAGCCAUAGCCAUGCAAGGAGCAGGCUUUCUGCAUGUUUGAUAUAAUGACGUUGGAGGAGAGCCUUUGUGAGGGAGAUAUCUUCCUGAAGUUGAACUCAUACAUCAGAAUAUACACCACAGGGAAGAUUCCCUGUAAGUUUCAGGUAUGGGGGAAGCUUCUAGGAACCAUGUUGUGCUUCCUAAUUGGCUUGGGGUCCUUGCUGAAACUGUGACUGCCAGUUUUCAUGGUAUAAGGCAACUCUAAUUCCUGAAAGGCCCCCAUGGUAUACAUCAAUUACCCCAGUGUUUAGGGAAAUAGAUCUCUGUUCUGUCUGGAGAAAAUAAUGAGCAGCCUGAGUCUUACAGUGAUGUCAUUCCCUUCUCUCUAAUUAAUGUGUAUACCUGACCCAGUUUUCUCCCAAAAGACCUAAUCUGGGUUCUGCUGGUGGCUUGCAAAGAAGGUUUGUCUUCAGGGACAUUGUUUUCAUUUAACACUUGUGGUGGUUUUUUUCCAGUCUCCAUGUCACUAACCCAUAAACUGCCUGCCUAUGAUUUGUGCAAUAAUAAAGGCCUUAUUAUUUAAGCCACCUUUAAUCCUUGGGGUUGUAUUCACCAAGAGAUUGCUUUGAAAACAUCACAAAGGUGUAAACAGCUUGUGUGGGAGUUCCCAACUUUGGUGCACCUCAGAAGACAAAGUGUGAUGGCAGAGAAUAACUCUUCAGUUUGGGCUUAGUUCACUUUGCUGUCCAAGGCCUCCAAGGAAAGACUGCUGGCUUUGUGCCACUAAUAUGAAGCCUGGAAGCCAAGAUUUUUUUGUGGGUCCAGAUUGUGCUCACAUUGAGGAGCAGCUACUUGUGAAAAUCCCCCGUGUUUCUGGGAUUGGUUCCAUUGUCCAUAGUGCAUAUCACGUAAAGACCACAUGGCUAAGGGGAAUCUCUUCCCCAGGUCUUUCAGAAGAGCCAUGUGCCCUGAUGCCCAGGACUUAGUAGGGUAGUGAUACUGGUUUUAACACUAAAGGGCUCACAGGAAUCACAAUUGAUGAGAAACAUUGGAUUGAUAGGGAGUGCUGGAGCCUGCAGUCAACUAGACAGAACAUCCCUCUUCUAAAAUUUCACCCACAGCUAUUCCAGUGGCUGUGGCUGUGUUGGGUGAGCGUGACUCCUGGUCUGUGUAACCCUAAUAACUAAGGUCAUUGGCAGAGAAAUUAAGGUUUUAUGGAUUCCUGUAGCUUUCUGGGCUGUUGACCUUAAGACUGUUAUUGCACAUGCAGGAAAACAAGGAUAGAGAGAAGGGAGAUCUCUUAAUCCAGCCGUACAGCCUUUGUGGCUAAGGUGGAAACAUCCUCCAUUGUUCACCAGUAUUUGCUAUCAUUGAGAUAAUCCAUCCCUCCCAAAGCAUCAAGAGAGAGGUGGUAGAGAUAUUAGAGGGUUGCUAAACCUGAUUUUUUUUUUUUAAAGGAGUGGGAGAGAUCCUUACUUUU
This is a messenger RNA of Lutra lutra (Eurasian river otter), 2648 nucleotides long. RefSeq names its product zinc finger protein 501-like. The coding region runs from base 1 to 1197 and encodes 398 amino acids. Lineage: Eukaryota; Metazoa; Chordata; Mammalia; Carnivora; Mustelidae. The record is from RefSeq and is a predicted model, not a curated record. The transcript is spliced from 5 exons.